UGGCUUCUUGAGUUUAAUGCAAAUAUGAGUGUCAAACUUAAAUGAUAGAGAGGCCAAUAGGCCAUAUAAAAGAGUUACGUGGGUUGGCUAUAAGAGAAGAAAUCACGAGGACUCUGGUAAAAUGAACAAAUCCAAUUGAAAGCUCCAGCUCAUUAUUGCUGUUAAGGAAUGGUGGUUCUUGUUGGUAGAUGUUUCAGAAUUUUCAAGAGAAGCUAGAAAUACAGUUUUUGGUGAAAUUUCCUACAUUUAAAAAUACUCUGUGAGUCAAGCAAAACUGGAUUCUACCUGUAGCAUGCCAGUGUGCUUCCUUUACUUUUAUGCGUUUUCUAUGCAUUCUUAAAGGUUCCCAUGAGUGUUCCUCUGAAAUCUGUGUCUUUUAGCAACAGAUGUGGGAGCUGAUUGUAGUGUCACAACGUCUGUUUUCUUACCAUUAAUGUAUCUGUAACUAUAUUGGAUUGUUGUGGUGUGUCCUAGAGGCAUGGGAAGUGGAGGAUGGCCAGGAACAGGAGGGUAUUUAAUUUGGAAGACUACAGACUAAUGGCCUCUGUCCUAUUAAAGGUUCCUGGGUGGCUGCCCUCCUGAUUUGAAUAGCUGGGGAAUAUGGUAAAGUAUGUCAAAAAUAUGGUAAAUAUGUCAAAAAGACAAUCAGGGGGUGCCUGCAUGGCUUAGUUGGUUAGGCAUCUGACUUUGGCUCAGGUCAUGAUCUCGUCAUUCCUGACCUGGAGCCCUGAAUUGGGCUCUGUGCUAACAGCUCAGAGCCUGGAGCCUGCUUCAGAUUCUGUGUCUCCCUCUCUCUCUCUGCUCCUCCCCACUUACACUCUGUCUGUUCUUCCUCACAAAUAAAGAAACAUUAAAAAAAAAAAAAGACAACCAGUAUUUCCCACUCACAUAUCCUCUCCUGGUAUUUACCAUUGAUAGUAGCUCCUUACACUAUUUCUUGAUAGACCAGAUAUCUUGUAGACCAGAUAAUAUUUUCUAGAUAUUGUUUAACAGAAUACCAAUGGAGGAUAACAGAGACUAGAGAUGUAGCAGGGAUAGAUAGCAUUAUUAUAGCUUUCAGAGAAAAUUAUGAAUUGAUCACAUCUAUUCCCUGUACAUAGAAUUUGUAAACCAUAAAUUUAUAACUUUUUUUGUUUUUUAACUUUCUUAAAAUGUUUCUUAAUUAUUUACUUUUGCAUGGGUAAUGCAUACACAAGAUUAACAGAAAGAAAAAGAAAGAAACAAAGAAACACGGAAAGAAAGGAAAAGAACUAGAAAACCAGUAAAGAAUAGACAAUGGAAAGAAGUCAGGUCCUUUUCAUCUCAGACCCUGCUUCUUUGCUUCUUUGCAGGCACCCACUGUUUCUAUUUUCUUUUGUUAUCCUUCUUGAGAUAGUCUGUACCUGUAUACACCAUAGGAAACCAUGAAUAUGUAGUGGGUUUUGGUACCAUUUGGUAAUUGAGAGUAUUAGUAGGAGCUCAUAGGUUAGAAAAAACAGAGAGGUAAAGGGAAUCCAAGAUUUUAAGGUCUGAAUGAACUCAGAAACUAAAUUUAGAAAUAGUAAGGGAUGAUAGGUAAUUAUAUUUAAAAUAUCUAUAAUUGAAAUAAUUAGAUCUCAUAUUGGUUUUAACUGACAUCAUAUAAUGUUUGUGUUCAUAUUAAGUAAAGCAAAAAUAUUUAAGCUCACAGUAUUAUGAUUCACAAAAUACAUAUUCAGUAAAUGUUAAUUGUCUUUAAUACUCAGUCACAUUUGACUGGGAAUUAAAGUUUAAGACUUCUAAUUGCUCAUCAUGUUUUAUUUAAGAAAUAAUCUACAAUGCUGUUUGCAAGGCUUUUUGUUCCAUCAUCUUCUAGAAAAAAAUUGAGUACCAUAGGCAGAAAAAUCAUAUUUCAGGUAAUAGAGUAUGUCACUGCAUACAAAUCCAUUCUUACUUCAAUCAAAAAAGAAUAUGAUGCCUUUAUUGAGACAAUAAAGGAAAGCCAAAAGACUGCAUUUUGUCUUCAUGGAAAACUUAAAGCUUUGGCAGCAGAGCCCAUAGCAUUGGUAUAUCACAGGAAAAGAACAAUCCAACUUGAAGCAAAAAUGAGGGUUAUUGAAAAUAAUUCCUCACAAAUUCAAUUGCAAAUAGACCAAAUGAAGCAACUUAGGGCAGAGUAUGACGCAAAAGAAGUAAAAUAUCAUACUUUCUCCAAAGAUCCUUCAAAACCUAUUCCAGGCUUGACUCUCCAAGAAUCCGUCAGUUUAGAUGCUCUCACUAAAUACUUGAAACAUCUUGAAGAUAAAUAUGCCGAAAUUAAACAGGUUAUGUUGAAAAAAUAUGUACCAGUUCAGAGGAAGGCAGAUUUAGAUGAGGAAAUGAUGGUGACAUUAAAACGGAGAGAUUUAGCUGAAAAUUUAAACAAAGAAUUACAGUUUCGUCAUCAAAGACUGCAGAUUAUUUCAAAUGCACUUACUUCAUGGGUAAAAUCUGAUAUGAGCAGCUCAUUUCAAGAUUUCGUGGAGCAAAUUCAGAAAACUAAAGAUUUACAUGGUGACCAAGGCAUUAUUGAGGAACUGCUUGAAGAUGAUCCAGGCAAGGCAAAAGAAGCUGAAAUUUUGCUUUCCUACAUUGAAAGGUUCAAUGAAUUAAUGUUGCUUGGUGAAUAUGAAAAGGCAGCUUGUUUUGCAGCACACAGUCCUAGAAGAAUUCUUCAAAACAUUGGGACAGUGAAUAAAUUUAAGGCUGUUGGAAAAAUUAGAGGAAAGCCUUUUCCAUUACUCUUAUUUUUUGAAGCCAUCUUUAGCACAAGUCAUGCAUGCAGACGACCUAUUGAUGCAGAACUGACCCUGGAAGGAAUCCAAUGUGGAUUAUCUGAAAAACGUUUAGAUUUAGUUAUCAACUGGGUCACUCAGGAAAGGCUCACAUUUUCUGAGGAGGCUGGGGAUGUCAUUUAUGAUUAUGGGGAGCAGGAUACUUAUAACAAGGCCAAGUGCCUGGCUUUAGCUCAGAUUAUCUACACUGAAUGUGGCCUGCACAAGAAAGCUCUUCUUUGCCUAUGUAAACAGGGUCAGAUUCAUGGGGCCAUGGAAUACAUACAGCAGUUCAAGGACUUUACUUCCGAUGACCUGAUGGACCUAAUCAAGUUAUGUCCUCACACUGAAUUAAUUCAGUGUCUCACUAGAGAAUGGAACGGGAAACCACCAUCUUUAUCUUUUGGUCUUGCUAUACUUCAUCUGUUCUCUGUAGAUAUGAAAAAAGUUGGCAUUAAGCUACUUCAAGAGAUAAGUAAAGGUGGGAAAGGUAUAGUGGAACAUCUUAUGAUAAAUGAUCCAUUUUGCUCAUUAGAAAACUGGCAAGAAGUAGCAAAUAUAUGUUUACAGAAUGGCUUUGACAAAUUAUCUCGUGACAUCAUGUCCAUUCUUCGAUCUCAGGCUGGAGUUACAGAAAUUUCUCAAGAAGAUGAUACAGUCAACUUAAUGGAACAUGUUUUUUGGUAGUGCUACAUCUUAACCAGUUGAGGGAGCCUGUAUAACAUUUUAUGUGUGUUGGUUGGACAAACUGAUUUUGGCAUAACUAACUUAUAAAUAAAUCCAAAGUGUGAAGCUCUCAGAAA
This is a messenger RNA of Panthera uncia (snow leopard), 3574 nucleotides long. It is a transcript of the gene CLHC1, whose product is annotated as clathrin heavy chain linker domain containing 1. The transcript has 11 exons. Gene Ontology annotation, cellular component: clathrin complex. Bases 1797 to 3458 code for a protein of 553 amino acids. Gene Ontology annotation, biological process: receptor-mediated endocytosis. NCBI's taxonomy places the organism in Eukaryota, Metazoa, Chordata, Mammalia, Carnivora, Felidae. Gene Ontology annotation, molecular function: clathrin light chain binding. The record is from RefSeq and is a predicted model, not a curated record.